Gadus macrocephalus (Pacific cod) is the source of this 4185-nucleotide messenger RNA. RefSeq names its product kinesin-like protein KIF2A. Gene Ontology annotation, molecular function: microtubule motor activity; microtubule binding; ATP binding. The transcript has 22 exons. Gene Ontology annotation, biological process: microtubule-based movement. The record is from RefSeq and is a predicted model, not a curated record. Lineage: Eukaryota; Metazoa; Chordata; Actinopteri; Gadiformes; Gadidae. The coding region runs from base 1097 to 3433 and encodes 778 amino acids.
GUCAUACAGAUGUACAAUAUGUUGUCACUGGGAAAUAACAUAAUGCCAGGGUAUUUGGUGUUUUUAUUUUUGGCGAUGUGUGGGUUAUUGCCUGGCUGUCUGUUCCAAAAUGCUGCAGUCCCUUUCACACCUCACUCUGCUCCAGCUUUCAUUUCUUAAAAGUUGUGCUGUGGUGUGUCAGCAACUACAGGUCUGCUGCUUGCCAGAGUAGCCCCCUAAUCUACCGUAUCACGAAUGCACUGUUGUAAUUUAUCUGCAUUUAAAUCUGCAUUUAAUUAUAUAUUUUUGUAAUGGAUUAAAAUGUAUUACCUCUAUUGCUAAAGGUCGGAGCUGCUUACAUUGGUUAUUUGCGUUGACUUGUUAUUUAAUUUAAACUGCCAUGUUCAACCUAAUUAUGUCCUGUUAAUAAGGCCUGGUAUGUUCUCACCAUAAACAGACAGUAGCAGCCACUGGCAGUUAUAAUAAAUAAAGAUAGACUAUUUCUGUAUUUUUAGACCAAUUAUUCUACAGUGCAGUUGAUUUCACAUUAGAUUAGCCCUAAUCCAGUGGUUUAAUAUACCCCAGGCUUUCUGUGUUCACUCAGUUCCUCUGCUCUGCUUGCAUGUAGCGCUAUUGUAAACUGAGUGUUCCAAACGGAGAACAGUAAGCAUCAAAGCUCAUUUCCCCUCUCCUCUCUCUGAAUAAUGGAUACGGGAACACCACAUUUCCCUAGUCCGUGUUGGGUGUUUUACAACCUGUGGUUUAGUCAGAUGGACGAGAAUCGAUGCUUUGCCCCUGGCAGCUGGCAUUAUGAUGGGCGAGACAAGAAGUCUAGCUACAGCUGAUGCGCUGGCCUCUUGUAUCGGACGUUUUCUCUGAUGGGCCAUUACCAAACCUUAAGGGUGAGAGCCUGCUCCAUCAAGGCCAGCCCUUUUAUUGUAUUGCUUUCAUCUGAAACCUCAGGAACUCAAAGCUGAACAUGACAGCACUCCCCUUGGCCCUUUUGACUGCAUCAUUCUAUAUGACACUCAAAACAUCAAAAGAGCGUUGGUUAGGCUGAGCCACAGAGCUCACCUUUGUCCCAUAUUGUACUGUCAUUGGCUCAGAUUGAAGCCCAAUGAGAUGCAAUGACGCUACAAUUUGUCAACAAAAUGGUGUCGGUCAGCUUAAGUUUUCUAUUGAGAAAACCCCAAUUGGUUCCCAAAAAUCGGAAUCUUUAUCAAGGCGAAUACACCAGGCCAUGGUGACCUCCCUGAACGAGGACAACGAGAGCGUCACCGUGGAGUGGAUAGAAAAUGGCGACACAAAAGGGAAAGAGAUCGACUUGGAGAGUAUAUUUGCACUAAAUGCAGAUUUGGCUCCGGAGGAGGAGAUGGCACCGAGCCCAGAUACGCCACCUCCUCCCACACCUUCGUCCGUCAAAAUCAACAAAAUCGCAAAGAAUCGGCGGACGAUCGCGCCUUCCAAGAUUGAAGCUCCAUCCAGGGAUAACCGAGUGGUGACGACCAGGGCCCGGGCAGCACAGCCUCCCCAGCCAGAGCCAGCCCCGGCCCCACCCCCCCCAGCCCAGCAGCCUGCCCAGCCUACCCCAGCUCAGACCGCCCAGCAGCUGCAGAAUGAGUCCUCACCUCGCCCUCUAACCAGAAAGGAGUUUGGACAGCUUUCGAGGCGGAAAUCGAACUGCGUGAAGGAGGUGGAGAAGCUGCAGGAGAAGAGGGAGCGACGGCGGAUCCAGCAGCAGGAGCUCAGGGAGAAGAGGGCACAGGAGGUGGAUACUACCAUCCCCAACUAUGAGAUCAUGUACAUGAUUAGAGAUUUCAGAGCCAGCCUGGAUUACCGGCCUCUGACCACCGCAGAUCUGAUUGAAGAGCACAGAAUAUGUGUUUGUGUGAGGAAACGUCCGCUCAACAAGAAGGAGUUGACCAUGAAGGACCUGGACGUGAUCACCAUUCCCAGUAAAGACGUCGUGAUGGUGCACGAACCCAAGCAGAAGGUGGACCUCACCCGCUUCCUGGAGAACCAAACGUUCCGCUUCGACUACACCUUCGAUGACAGCACCACCAACGAGAUGGUCUACAGGUUCACCGCCCGGCCGCUGGUGGAGACCAUCUUUGAGAGGGGCAUGGCCACUUGCUUUGCCUAUGGACAGACGGGAAGUGGAAAAACACAUACGAUGGGAGGCGAUUUCUCUGGAAAGAACCAGGAUUGUGCAAAGGGAGUUUAUGCAUUAGCUGCACGGGACGUGUUUGUCAUGUUGAAGAAACCCAACCACAAAAAGCUAGAUCUACAAGUGUACGCAACCUUCUUUGAAAUCUACAGCGGCAAGGUAUUCGACCUGCUGAACCAUAAGACCAAGCUGAGGGUCCUGGAGGACGGGAAACAGCAGGUCCAAGUGGUCGGCCUUCAGGAGAAGGACGUCAAAUGCACAGAAGACGUCCUCAAACUGAUCGAGAUCGGCAACAGCUGCAGAACGUCGGGGCAGACGUCGGCCAACGCCCACUCGUCGCGUAGCCACGCCGUCUUCCAGAUCAUCCUGCGACGGAAGGGCAAGAUGCACGGCAAGUUCUCCCUCAUCGACCUGGCGGGGAACGAGCGCGGCGCCGACACGUCCAGCGCCGACCGGCAGACCCGCCUGGAGGGCGCCGAGAUCAACAAGAGCCUGCUGGCGCUCAAGGAGUGCAUCAGGGCGCUGGGCCUCAACAAGCCCCACACCCCGUUCAGAGCCAGUAAACUCACACAGGUCCUCCGAGACUCCUUCAUCGGGGAGAACUCGCGCACAUGCAUGAUUGCAACCAUCUCUCCCGGUAUGACUUCCUGUGAGAAUACGCUAAACACACUACGCUACGCCAACAGAGUCAAGGAGUUCGGGAUUAGCCCCUCAGACAUCCCCUUCUCCCAGCAGGGCGGCCAGGGCAGUCGCCCUGACCACUCGCCCACCAAUACCUUUGACUAUGAUGACUUUGUCGCCACCUCCCCUAGCAGGGUGAAGGAGCUCACUGUGGACGCUAACCAGGUGAUGGAGGGGGUCCGACCCAACAUCCAUGUGGUCAACCAGAUGGAGCUGCUGGACGAGGACUGGCUGAGCAGCUCGCCCCAGAGGGACGACCUCAAACUGCUCUGUGAGCAGAACGGGGAGGAGAUGUCCCCUCAGCUGUACACCUUCCACGAGGCCGUGUCUCAGAUGGGGGAGAUGGAGGAGCAGGUCCUGGAAGACCACCGGGCUGUUUUCCAGGAGUCCAUCCGGUGGCUUGAGGAUGAGAAGGUGCUGCUGGAGAUGACGGAGGAGGUGGACUAUGACGUGGACACCUAUGCCACCCAACUGGAGCAGAUCCUAGACCAGAAGAUAGACAUUCUCACCGAACUCCGAGAUAAAGUGAAGUCAUUCCGCUCAGCACUCCAGGACGAAGAGCAAGCCAGUAAGCAGAUAAAUCCCAAAAGGCCACGUGCUUUGUAGACAUGGUGGCUGAAGAGAUCUACGGGCUGCAGAGACAUGUAACCACUCGAUGUUUGGCACAGCCGCCUUCCAAUGCCUCAGGACAUGGGUCUUGUCUGGUGUAAUGAUGGAACUUUUCUUUUUUUUAUUAUUUUACAGUUGAUUUUUUUAUCUUGCAUGGCGGUUUGGUUUAGACUAUACCACGUCCUGUUUUCCUUCAUACAUAUUUGUACCUCCUUUUUGAAACCUGUUUCAAGAGUUAAGUUAGGUCUCCUUUUAAGUUUACAGCACAUUUUCGAAGGGUUUUCCUUUUUAACUCCGACUGCCAUGUGUUGACAUGUGCACUCUUGGUGAAACUACUCAACGCUUCCAUCCAUCACCAACCGAUUGGCACUGUAGAGUAAAGCCACCUAGGGCAUGGACUAGAAGCUCUCCUUAAUCCCCUUCCCCCCCCCCCCGUUAUAAACCCGUUUGGAAGUAGACUUGAAUCAAGUUUUGCUGAUCCUUCGUAACUUCCUUCCAUGCACCCCUUAUUGUCUUAAACGUCGACAGUAGACUUCCUACCUGUAGUUGCUUCUGCUUUGUGUGCCAUGACGUGUUUGUGGCCACCCUCUCAUUGAGAUGCUACUGUACAAAGGUUUCCAUCCCCCUCAUUUAACACUUUGUUAUAAUAGUGAUAGAAGAAAAACAGCUACAAUGUAUAGUGAUUACCACUGAUCUACUGUGGAAGAUGUUGCUCUGGAUGAAGAAAUAAAGUGACCCAUUUCAUUUGC